Messenger RNA from Melanotaenia boesemani (Boeseman's rainbowfish), 744 nucleotides. Its product is annotated as lysozyme C-like. Bases 140 to 571 code for a protein of 143 amino acids. The record is from RefSeq and is a predicted model, not a curated record. Lineage: Eukaryota; Metazoa; Chordata; Actinopteri; Atheriniformes; Melanotaeniidae. Gene Ontology annotation, molecular function: lysozyme activity. The transcript has 4 exons.
UGAGCGGAUAAAUGAAACCUGUCUCUGCAGCUGGAAUGCUGAAACUGAACAACAUCCAAGUCAGUUAUGUAACCAACGAACCAGCUGAGUAUAAAAGGAGAAACAGCAGCACAUCAUCCAGCUCAGGAGAGAAGACACAAUGAAAAGUCUGGUGUUUUUGCUGCUGGUGGCUGCGGCCAACGCUCGAGUCUUCGAGCGCUGCGAGUGGGCCAGGGUGCUGAAGAGUUAUGGGAUGGAUGGUUACCGUGGCUACAGCCUGGCUAACUGGGUCUGCCUGACCCAGUGGGAGUCGGAGUACACCACCACCAAAAUCAACCACAACACCGACGGGUCCACAGACUACGGCAUCUUCCAGAUCAACAGCCGCUGGUGGUGCAACGACGGCCAAACCAAAACAUCUAAUGGGUGCAACCUCAGCUGCAGCGACCUUCUGACAGAUAAUGUUGCCAUGGCGAUCAACUGUGCCAAGCGUGUUGUCCGGGAUCCAAAGGGCAUCGAAGCCUGGGUGGCCUGGCGUGAUCGCUGCAAGAACAAGGACUUGAGUCGCUAUCUAGCCGGAUGUCGUUUGUAAUCACCAGACCCAGCUGGGAUGUUUCACCCAAGUUCUGCCAUUUUCCUCCAUAAAGUCAGAAUUAAACAAGCUGUAAGCUGAGAUUUAACAAAAACAUUUAACAACAACCAUGAGAUAUACAAUCUACAAUCUAUUUUGAAAAGCCAAAUAAAAUUUUGAAUUCAUUAUAAAAA